Molecule: messenger RNA, 2186 nt
Organism: Owenia fusiformis
Lineage: Eukaryota; Metazoa; Annelida; Polychaeta; Sabellida; Oweniidae
Source: the annotation of a GenBank genome assembly
UUUCUGAUUACUACCCCAAGACCUUGAAGGACAAGAUGUACUCAAAGUGAUACUACAAAACAAGUUCUUCCGUUUCUGCUGGAAUAUGAAAAUUUUACCUUCAUCUUAAAUGUUCUACCAACGUAUAACUAGAGCUUUAUAUAUUUGCAGGUAUAUGAAUCAAUUGUAGAUCAAAAAUACAUUGUUAAGUACCAAUAUCAGUAUAGACAAAGGAAAAUAAAGACCAUUUUGAAGGGGAUUCAAAUCAAUAUGUUCGAAACGAUGAAAGGACGUCAAAAAUAUAUUUCGUUGAGUGUAGGAAUUCUUGCUUGGUUCAUGGGAGGAAUUGUGUUCGCAUUCAACGCAUAUGCAAUCGCGCUGAAACAGACAUUCAACUACACUCAGACUGAAUUGGACUAUGUAGCAUCGAGUGGCGAUUUGGCAAUAGCCGUUGCAUUCCCAGCGGGGCUUGUGUUAGACAACUUUGGGCCGAGAGUGACAUGUACAGUGUCACUUAUUCUUACGACUUUGGGAUUUGCGCUGAUGUGGAUGGCAACACAGUUUAAGAUAUUCUUUACUACAAAAAGCUGGCUUCUAUCUGUAUUUUAUUUUUUGACUUCAGGCGGGAUCCGUUUCAUAAUCGUGGCAACGAAGGUAGUAAUCUGCAAAAACUUUAAAAGAAAACAUAUGGGUAAAAUACUUGGGUUAUAUAGUACCAUAUACGGCAUAAGCCCUGCAAUAUUCAGCGCCAUCUAUGAGGGAUUAUUUGUACAGGGGCACAUUGAAGAUGCAGAGAAUCAAAAGCUUUCAGAGUUCUUGAUUAUGCUAGCAUUAUUAUCGUUUUGCAUUAAUCUAUAUGCUGCCAUUUUGCUUAAAAUGGAAUCAGAAGGGAUGGACGAUCCUAAGGAGGCUGAACUGGCAAGUACCAAACAAAAUGGAGAUGAGACUAAAGAUGCAACAGCCGAAGGGCAUGAUAAUGACCCAGUUGGCACCAAGAAAGAAGUAAAUGACAAAACUGAACUGAUUUCGAAGAAAACAGACCGGUUGCCUCAACCAGAAAUGACGUGUUGGCAAAUCAUUAAAACAAUUCAGUUUUAUUACUUGAUUAUAAUCUCCCUAAUAGUUGCGGGUGUUGGUGGAUCUUUUACAAAUAACAUCACGACGGUAGUGAAAUCUGCACGCCUCGAGGAAUAUGCAAUUAUUUUCACAGUUGUAAUACCGAUAUGUUCAUCAUUUGGGCGAUUUUUUGGUGGAAUGAUACCAGAUUUCAUAUUUCAGAAAUGGCCAGACAUUCCGAAGUCAUCAAUUUUGUUAUUUCCGGGAAUCUGUUCAUGUGUUGGUCAUGUGUCAUUUUCUAUUUCCGAUCAAAGUUUGGGUGGUUUAAUUUUCUCUUCUAUGAUAAUGGCGCUGGCAUAUGGGUCGUUUUACACACAAAAUAAUAUAAUUGCAAUACAACUUUUUGGUCUUAAAUAUUAUGGACAAAACAGUGGUCUCAUUGCAAUAGGUCGAGGAAUUGGAAUUCUUACAUUUCAAAAACUUUUUGCUUUCUUUUAUGAAACAAAUAGCCAACUUGGAUCAAAAUACUGCUAUGGAGAAAGAUGCUAUCGAUGGUAUUUUCUUCUGAUGGCAAUAAUAUGCCUUUGUGUUGUUUUUCUUAUUUUUUGCCUCAUGAAAAUUGAAAGAGAUCAACGACUACAACACGAAGAAGAAAAAGCCUCUUAGAUAGCAGCACAAAUACAUUUCUUGCCAACUAAAGGACACCUUUUGAAGAAUGUGUUAUAAUUUAUUAGCCUGUUCAUGUUUAGUGAUUUUUUCAAAGUUUUCAAAUUGGGCUUUCUGUUUGCCGAACUGUUGGAUAAUAUUGCACCGUGGAACACAAGACUGGAUUAUUAUCUUCUCCGGUAUAUGCUUAUCUUAUUUUCUAGAGUGUUUUCAUUUAUUAUUUGUGAUAAGAAAGAACAAAUGUCCUGCUUCACUUCCCUUCCCUUUCUCUUACGAGGAUGUUUCAUGGAAAAUUACCUUCGUUCUCAAGAUUCAACAAAUCAAAUUAAAUUAUAUUUUAUUUAUAAUUCGAGAUGACUUUAUAUUUAAAACUUAGAAAUUGACAAUGGACCUUUAGGACACAUGUAUGGUAGCCUGCAAAAUAAAAUCAUCAUUCAGUCCAAAUCUUAGACCUGAACUAUUAAAUAAAUCUGCAUUGAAAAUUA